AUGGCCGCGCCGCCCCCCCCCACGACCGCGGCCCACCGCCACUUCCUGCAGGCGCUGCUGGCCCUCCGCGCCCUCGACGCCCCCCGCGCCGCCGCCCUCCACCGCCACGCCUGCACCAGCCACGCAGUCUGUUAUGCUGCUGAUAAGCUGGACGACUUCAUCGGUGUGGCUAACCGUCACCUGCAGCCUCUCUUUCUGGAGAUCCGGAAAGGUGUGGCGGAAGAGACGGGCACAACGUGGUACGCUUUGGUGAAUCUGGCAGAAUCGGAAGUCACCCAGAUGGCGAGCGACUACUCGGAAAUGGAGCUGGAGCUGUUCAAGAAAACAAUGGAUCUCAUCAUCUUGUCCGAAAACGGCUUUGCAUCUUCCACGGAUACUUUGAACUUGGCUGACCAGCUGAAACCCAAAAAGAUGAAGAAGAGGGAGGCGGAGCACGUCCUGCAGCGCUUGGUCCAGGACAAAUGGCUGGCAGAGAAAGAGGGCAAGUUCACGCUGCACCCACGCUGCAUCCUGGAGCUGGAGCAGUACAUCCUCAGCCACUACCCCGACACGGCCCGCAAAUGCCACAUCUGCCAUGCCCUGGUCAUCCAGAGCCAAGUCUGCGGGGACUGUGGGAUCUCCGUGCACGCGCCUUGCCUAGCCAGAUACUUCCAAGGGGGAGCAGAGCCCCGUUGCCCUCACUGCAAACAGUUCUGGCCUCACGGGAUUCCAGCAAGGAGCCAGCCGGCUGCUCCUCCUCCGUUGUCCUCCAGCACGCCCAAGGAGAGCAGAAGAGCGCCCUCUGCAGGGACCCAGGCGGCGAUGAAGAUGCUGCUGGGGGGGGGGGAGGGGGUCCUCCCAGCCUUUGCAGCGCAGGAAACGCCAGGCAUGUUUCCCUGGGCCAAAGGAGCCACUGUCCCCCUUCUGCGCUUCUGGAUUUGGGGGUCUUUCUGAAAUUAAAAGUCUUGCUGUCUUUUC
This is a messenger RNA of Heteronotia binoei (common prickly gecko), 957 nucleotides long. It is a transcript of the gene NSMCE1, whose product is annotated as NSE1 homolog, SMC5-SMC6 complex component. Gene Ontology annotation, cellular component: nucleus; Smc5-Smc6 complex. Gene Ontology annotation, molecular function: ubiquitin-protein transferase activity. Bases 1 to 933 code for a protein of 310 amino acids. Gene Ontology annotation, biological process: DNA damage tolerance; double-strand break repair via homologous recombination. The record is from RefSeq and is a predicted model, not a curated record. Lineage: Eukaryota; Metazoa; Chordata; Lepidosauria; Squamata; Gekkonidae. The transcript is spliced from 7 exons.